This is a messenger RNA of Dreissena polymorpha, 869 nucleotides long. RefSeq lists its product as uncharacterized. The transcript is spliced from 6 exons. NCBI's taxonomy places the organism in Eukaryota, Metazoa, Mollusca, Bivalvia, Myida, Dreissenidae. The coding region runs from base 75 to 521 and encodes 148 amino acids. The record is from RefSeq and is a predicted model, not a curated record.
UAUUGAAAUAGCAUUUGGACAUCGGUACACGAGUACAAACCGAGGCUCUCUCAGUUUGCCGUCAAAGGAGUAUUAUGCAUCUUUGCAAAGUUAAGGCAGUGCUUGCGUUUUUCUUGGCGAUUAGCUGUGUGAUGGGUGAAUCCCACCAUGAUUCUAACGAGCUUCCAGAACAGUUCUUUAACACAACCACAACGGACCUUGGUAAUGAAAAGCAGAUAAAGGUCAUUUCACCAGAUGGAGCGUUGCUUGCCACAAUUACCAUUUUUGAAAUCGAGGGAUACGAAGUUGACAAACCAACGGACAGAAACAAGUGCUUGUUGAGCAAGGUGUCUGAAAACGUCACUUGUUAUGACGAAGUGCCCGUGGCGGAUAUUGACGCGAUUCCAGACAACAUUGCAGCCUUCUGUAAGGGCAGGGAGGUCCUGAAUCUGGUUCCAACUGACUGCAACAAACAGGCGGAUGUUCCAUCCGGUAUGUGUAUGUGUACACAACAUAUACGUCUGGAAACAACCAAUGGGUAACGAUUCCACCAAUCCUGGCGUUGUUAAGAGAUCUGUUUACAGCACGUGUGGACGGUGGAUCAUCAACUACCACACUUACUGUUGGGACUACUGCUGCAGCCAGCUUUGGACUGGUCAAUGUUUCCGAUAUUGUACGAUCUGCACUACAACCACAAUAUGGACAUACCAUACUCUCUCUGGGUACGAAUACCCCUUUUAGUGCUAAAACAGAACACACAUGUGAUACUGAAUUAGCAUGUAUAUGAACAUUCUGAUUAAAAUAAAGAGUGUGGACGUUCUUUAUUGAUUCAACAAGUCGAUCAAAUGCAAAGUAUUUUAUUAUAUUGAAAAUAAAAGUGUCUUCCUUUU